This is a messenger RNA of Esox lucius (northern pike), 848 nucleotides long. RefSeq names its product high choriolytic enzyme 1-like. The coding region runs from base 37 to 807 and encodes 256 amino acids. Gene Ontology annotation, biological process: proteolysis. Gene Ontology annotation, molecular function: zinc ion binding; metalloendopeptidase activity. The transcript is spliced from 8 exons. The record is from RefSeq and is a predicted model, not a curated record. NCBI's taxonomy places the organism in Eukaryota, Metazoa, Chordata, Actinopteri, Esociformes, Esocidae.
ACUUCAUUUAACUUCCUAAAAGGUAGUUUUUUUGACAUGUCUGCAUUGAAAUACACUGUGGGCCUUCUGGCUCUGCUUGUGGUGGCUGCCUGGGCCGAGGAGGAGCUCUCUGUCUCUGAGCUGUUGGAGAUUGCCAACAGGAAUGUUGUGCAUACCCGCAACGAGCCCUUGAUUGUGGAUGACAUCGCCUAUAACUCUGAGUCUGAGAGGAACGCCGACCCCUGCACGUCUCGUGGCUGCAUGUGGCCCAAGUCCAGUGAUGGAAAGGUCUAUGUGCCCUACGUUAUCUCUAACCAGUUCUCCUCCAGAGAGCUGCAAGUCAUUGAGCGUGGUCUGCAGUCCUUUGCCGGCUUCUCCUGCAUCAACUUUGUGAAGCGCACAAACCAGAAAGACUACCUGAACAUCCAGUCCCAAAAUGGGUGCUGGUCCUAUGUUGGUCGUCUUGGCAACGCCCAGGUUGUGUCUCUGAGCCGUUCCGGUUGUGUGUACCACGGCACCACCCAGCAUGAGCUCCUCCACGCCCUGGGCUUCAACCAUGAGCAGACCCGCAGCGACCGUGACAACCAUAUCCGUGUUCUCCUCCAGAAUGUGCAGUCGGGUAUGGAGCACAACUUCAACAAGAUUGCCACCCUCAACCAGAACACGGCCUACGACUACAACUCUGUCAUGCAGUACCACAAGUUUGCCUUCUCCAAGAACAACCAGCCCACCAUGGUCCCCAUCCCCAACCAGAAUGUGGAGAUCGGCAAAGCCACCGCCAUGAGCCAGAAUGACAUCACCCGUCUUAACAGACUGUACAAGUGUUAAACAGACACCUCAUAUUUCUGUUCCUCGCAUUAAGUUGUUUU